CCAUGCAUUACUCAUACACUACUUGUGUUUCUUGCCGGCCCCACUAUCGCUAAUUCUGCGCAUGGUCGCAUCCAAUCGAAUUUAUUAGCAAAUUGAGUGGCCGCAAGUAGAUAACUACGGCCUUGCUCAUCACACCGAGCUAGCCGUGCGCAGUCUGCAUCUGGUAUAUGAACCGACGGUUGCGACUAUCACCAGGUCUAUCUUCAGCACGAUAGCACAACUGAUCUACCAUACCAGGUCCAUACAUUUAGACUGUGACUGAAAAAAAAAGACAACUCAAAGACCGUGUAUGCGAGGGGCAGCCUGCAGAAUGAUUUCAGCAUCCCAGGUGACAGCCGUACAUCGACGUCAAGCUUUGAGGCAGAAUUGGGCUUUGAUAAUCUGCCAAUAUCACCACCAAGGACAUUAUUAGCAUAUGUACACCAUUUACAUUCCUACGUCAUUCAUAAAUGAACAUAAUUAUACACCGAUCCUGCUAGCAUUGAUUGUGUUAUCAACGUCAUAAAUGCGGAUAUUACAAGGUACAGAAUGUGGUACAUGUAUAAUUAAUUAAACCGCGAUCGCACAAGGAGUCGUGCAUGGCGGGAGACAAGCAUCGUUUAGAAUACGCAUAAUGUAUCAGUGAUUAUACAUCCAGCAAGUUCACAUCAGCUGUGUGCACGCCAUAGGGAGCUAGCUGACGGUCUUGCUACAUACGGACAUCGGUUGGAGAAUGCCAUUUGUUUAUUAACCAGACGGUCUGAAGCCCGUGCAUUUCUCAUGACUCGGCGAGCUUUUCUAGGAAUAUUUAGUGCUUAUACCUCCCGUAGAGAAGGCUUCAGCAACAAAUAUAAGACCAGCACGGUUCUUCACCUAGCGAAACAGCCAUUUGGCACUUCCACUCUUGGUUAAAAAUGUUAAUUAGACAUCAGGGACCCAGUAUGGAGUGACCAUGAAGCUAUGUACAGCGGUAUUAAAUUAUCCACCAUUAUAUACCUUCGGUUUGAAUAUUAUCUGAUCAGGAUUGGCCACGGGUCUGUUUAGUAGCCUCAGACGAGCACAUGGUUGAGCUUAGGACCCACAAUUGGUUCCAGUGGGUGUACCUGCGGCACGUAUGACCCAUGAGUAGCCAAGGUAGAGAGAUCGGUAAGCCGGCUUGAAUGAACCGUACCUCGUCCGGACGCGGCUGCAGUAGUCGACCCAGAAGUGGUGGUCCUACUUCGCUAACAGUGCCGCACGGAGGGGCCAAGGUCCACCACCAUCCGCAGCACGUCGGCAGCUCUGCUUGCUACGGUGGUGGUGGGGGCGAAUUCUCAACACCGGAGGAUAGCUACGACGAAGCAACGCUCAAAGCCUGUGUGGACGAGUGUGAGAAGCUUGUUCGAGAUUUCAACACCAGAGUUGCCCAGUACCGUGAGAAGUUAAUAGGUAUCGCCGACGUCAGCGACUGUGUGCACUUCCGGGAGGAUAUACGCCGCAAACGCAGAAAGGGUCUGGAGGCUGCCAAGAGCGCCAAGUUCAAACUGUUUCCACACAUGCGUGGGAGUCUUACGAAGCCAGACUUCCAGCGUCUCUUCAUACAGCUGACCGGCUGCAUGCAUCUGUUUGUAGCAGAAAUGAGGAAAUCACUGGUACUCCUCUCAGCCUUUCCUAUUGAUCAAGUUGGCCAUCCGUAUGAAAACCUCCCAGGUAUGGUUAUGAUGAUGGAGAUAGCUGGUCCGUCCCAUGACCGGCGUGGUGGCAGCCAUAAGGGGCGUGAGCUGACCGUGUCCGAGAUAUCUGACCAGUUGGAAGAAUCGGUCAUAUUAGAUGGACCAAUGGCUACCUCAGAGGAUCUACAACUAAUCGCUAAAGACAUGGAGGAGGUGCGGCAUAUGCUAUGUGAGGUAGAUCUGGACGAGAUGAUUCCACGACAGCGUUCACCAGAUGAACUGACCCACGUGACCUCCGUACAUCGACAAAGCAGCCUUAUUAGACUACGGAGGCACAUCCUUUGCUGUUGCAGUAGAUCCAAACACAUCGAGCCCUGAAACAAACUGCAUCGAUACCUUUUGAUACUUGCAAUAAUGAAUUAAAAUGACUUGGAUGCAAAACUUUGGAAACACUCUUCAUGAAAGCCAUAUCGGAUGUCAGAUACACGCCAGUAGGCCUACACGCCAACAAUGCAGGACUUCGGUAACACCUUGGACACUCACAUUCACGCAUGGAUUUACCUUGGAUAUGGGAUACAAGCGACUGAUAUACCCAGUCAGUGCCGGGCGCAUAAUGACAACAGGGACGCAAGGCACGCACACGUGGAAAGCUCCCUACGUUAUUCAAACUCAUAAAAACACAUUUUUAACGAUUCUCUGAAUGUAUACAAGCCUUAUUUUUUUAUGGGUUUGCCAAGGUAUAUAUUAUUGACACAUUCCUUAUCCUACUAAUGGAUUUUGUCGUCAUGGUUGUUGACAGCUCAUCAACACCACAGAGUGCAAGCUGCUUACAGUAUGAAUGAGACUGUAAUUUAUAUGAGAAAAACAUUGUUUGCAUGUUUCUCGUACAGUUUAAGAUAAUCAUUCACACGAAUGGGUUGUGCACAUCGUUACACUUAGAUUAACAUUUGUUUUCACUCUGUAUUCUCCAUGGAGCGUUCUGUUUUGCCUGAGGCUAAGCUGAGGGCACGCUCUGUGUAUCACAAGGCAAGCUAGUCAAUUUUUGUUAACGCCUUACCCACACUCUACUUAAUCUUUUAGAGUGUGAUUUUAAUGUGUGAUUAAUUUAACCAAAAUCCAAUACAAAUUACUUCUAUUCCAAUAUAAACUUUGUUGGCAACUUUACUUUUAUAAACUUCCCCUUUACAAUUACCCGCAGUGCGCACACCAAGAUUAUCUGUCAGACUCCCAACUAUGCAACAGUAUAUAGCGACCGCAACGCAUUCCUUUUGGCAUUUUCCAAGGAAUGUUGUUGAAUUUGACUACGUCCCUCCGCUUCCGAGUAAGGGGGGAGUCCAAUCGUCCAACACCUCGGUAUAUCGUAAUUGUUGCAUACUGUCCCUCAUAUUUGUAAACUACAAAACAAAUCACUCUAAACUGUCAAAGUCUGCAACCCCCUGAAAAAAGGAAGUUCGCCUUGCGCACAAAUGAACCCUGCGAGAGCCGAAUUCUUGUCUGGCAGCCAAUAAUUCAAGUUUGGUGAAGAGAAUAAUUCAAUAACUAAUCGUAGGUGGAUUUUUUUAGUUCGAUGCCUCAUUCAAAAGUGAAUAACUCGCAUUUCUAGGAAGGUAAACAAAUCUACUUUUCGAAGUGAAACUCGAAAAUAGCACGGGGAACGCACCUUAACAUUUUGAACGUUACAUCAUGGAAAUCUUAGGCCAUGAAGAAGUAUAGCGCGGGCUUUGUGUUGAUAUUUUAAGCGUGAUUUGAAAUACUUAAUGUAUGGUAAGAAUGUCUUUCAUUAGCUAUUGUUUGCAUUCAAUGCACAUUCCAUAUUCGAGUCAGUUCAUUUUUGAGCCACAUUUAUAAUACUAGCCAGCUCUUGCAAUGAACUUUGCAAGGGUUGGCCUGGUAUAACACCGCAGCCAUUUGUACCACGUUAUAUAGUACAUGCACAUAAUAAUGGGCGAUACGUCGUUCGUGAUGCGACCGACGACAUUAUGACAGUGCAGUGUAUGACGUGUACAUGUAUAAUAUUAAAAGAAUCAAAACGUAUAGCGUAACCUUAUUUUUCCACAGUAGUUCCUCGGUACUAUUUAUCCUUAAUUCAUUCAUUACUGACAAGAAUUGUAAACAUUCAAAGAGAUCACGUUUUACCAACGGAGUGGAUUAAAGCGGCUCUUUACUCCUCGGCUAGAGAACUAGGCCUAUGUACACAAAAACAUUGAUUCACUUUUAUUUAACUUUAUAUUGAUAUAUUUAGUUUACUUCUAUAAUUAGUCAAAUCAAUUGUAAAAAAGAAAAUAGAUUGUAAAAAUGUACAGUGUCUAUACAUAACGCUAUCGUUAUAUUAAGUGUAAUUAAGUCCAGUGUAUCAUAUAAUUUCAUUUAGACGACACCUUAUAUCAUCCAUGUCUUAGACUAUACGGGUUUUGAUUUGCAUAUGGAAUUCCUAAUAAUCUAAUUCCCUAAGUGAAACCUCAUCUGGUUGAUUGUGUUAAUGUUAGCGAUGUUUUGGUUUAGCGGGGUUCUAGUCGGGUGGCUUGUAGGUGGAAUCAUGACCGGCUGGUCCAAAGCACCAAAUUUGGCAUGUAGACUCUAUGGGCCAUAUUAUACAGAGCAUAUUUACAAGGGGUGACACCUGAAAACUGUUUGGAAGGGUAUCUUAUUUUGCUUAAAUCCACAAUGGCCACCGUGCCAUAUAAUAUUUAUGCACAUAUUUUGGUGCAUUUUCAAAAAAGAAGAAGAAAAAAAGUACAUUUUGAGGAUUCUAUUUACAUAUGCGUACAAAACAUUUUCUAAAGCAUAUAAGUGAUUGAAUACUAUAGGAGGACAUAUGACAUAUUCAAACUACUAUUAUACCCUAAAGUUGCACACAAUAGCUUUUGCCUCAGAUAUCAUCAAAUAGUUUUGCCAAACCUCAGAUUUGAUGAGCUUCAAAUCAACAAAGUUACUUACUGGCAUAUUUACCCUAAUAAAAUUAUGUGGAAAAUCAUGUGAACAAUGACAGGAUCAUAAUAUUUAGCCCGAAAAGAAGACCACAAAAAAGAGGUAUCCGUAAAUUGAGCUAAAAUUAGGCGAAAGGUUGCCCAACGUGAGGACUUGAGCAAGUUCAAAGAAACACCCCAAUACAUGUAAGAGUCCCCCACGUCAUGCAACCCUUCGCCUAAUAUAAGUAGCCCAAUUUACGGACGCCUCUUUUUUCCACCUCAUUUUCUUUUUGCUUUUUGGGCUAAAUAUCGUAAUGCUAUCAUUGUUCAAAUGAUUUUCCGACAUAGUUCUAUUAAGGCAACUGUGCCAGAGAGUAUAAUCUUAUGAAUUUGAAGCUUGUCACUACCGAGGUUUGGCAAGACUACAAUCUGGGGAAAUGCGCGCAACUUUAGAGCAUAAUACGGUAUCCAUUUUAGAUCUUUCAUAUGUCCUUAUAAUUAUCAGUCGUGUGCUUUUGAAAAGGUUAUUUAAGUACGGAUAUGUAAACAGAAUCCCCAAAAUAAACUUAUCAACAAAACGAUUGAAAAUGUACCAAAAUAUGUGAAUAUAUUAUGCGGCGGCAAUUUCGGAUUUAUGCAAAUUAGGCAACCUUCCCAAAAGAAUAUCUUCUGUAGGGCUAUCUGCCAAGUUUGGUGUUUCGGACCGGUCGGUCACGAUCUCGUCAAAAAUUGGAUCUAUUCACCUGAUAUAACUAUUAGUGAAAGCACCGUUUGCAUUAUCACAUUAUAGUCUACAGAGACUUUAGACCUUUUGAAGGAAACUAAAAAAUAUGUUCUGUGAUAUGUGCAAUGAUAUGGAUCUUAUUGACUUUUUAAUUCCACAGACACUUUUUGCAUACGGGACCAAUAGCCACAGGACUAGUAAUUACAAAGUAUUAAUAGUUAUCAACAUUUAGCCUCGCUAUCUGGUUUGUAAGGGAUAUAUAAUAUCUGACAAACCUUGGACAAGCACCUUUUUUUCGGCAAAAUCCAACGUCCAGUUACUCCUUUCCUCAAAAUGUGCAACUUAAAUUUGUCACUUUAAAAUAUCAUUAAAACUUGUACACUCAAUAAACCAAAUAUGUUUAAAACAAA
Molecule: messenger RNA, 5674 nt
Organism: Patiria miniata (bat star)
Lineage: Eukaryota; Metazoa; Echinodermata; Asteroidea; Valvatida; Asterinidae
Product: regulator of G-protein signaling 7-binding protein-like
Exons: 6
Coding region: 1140-2009 (289 amino acids)
Biological process (GO): G protein-coupled receptor signaling pathway
Cellular component (GO): neuron projection
Source: RefSeq, a predicted model, not a curated record